Cyclopterus lumpus (lumpfish) is the source of this 1724-nucleotide messenger RNA. It is a transcript of the gene cdc123, whose product is annotated as cell division cycle 123 homolog (S. cerevisiae). NCBI's taxonomy places the organism in Eukaryota, Metazoa, Chordata, Actinopteri, Perciformes, Cyclopteridae. The coding region runs from base 39 to 1061 and encodes 340 amino acids. The record is from RefSeq and is a predicted model, not a curated record. Gene Ontology annotation, cellular component: cytoplasm. The transcript is spliced from 13 exons.
UUACCGAUGGACUCUUUUCCGUGACAGGAUAUUGCAGCAUGAAGAAGGAGCAAGUUGUCAACUGUCAGUUUUCGGUUUGGUAUCCGAUAUUUAAGCAACACACGAUUAAAAGUCUGAUUCUUCCACUGCCUCAGAAUGUAAUCGAGUAUUUACUAGAUGAUGGCACACUGGUAGUCUCUGGGAGUGACCAUAACACACAGCAGACACACACUAACAACAGCGACUCUGACGCAGAGGAAGACGUUCAGUGGUCAGAUGAUGAGACAACAUCCACUGUCACAGCUCCUGAGUUUCCAGAAUUCACUUCUAAGGUGCUGGAGGCCAUAAACGCCCUGGGUGGACGCGUCUUUCCCAAACUCAACUGGAGUGCUCCACGGGACGCUAACUGGAUCGCUCUGAACAGUUCCCUGCAGUGUGACAGCCUCAGCGAUAUAUUUCUGCUUUUCAAAAGUUCCGACUUCAUCACCCACGACCUCACCCAGCCAUUCCUUGUAUGUAGUGACCAGGACUCCCCUGAUCCAGUCGUAAACUAUGAGCUGGUCCUGAGAAAGUGGAGCGAGUUGAUUCCCGGCGGAGAGUUUCGCUGCUUCGUCAAAGAAAACAAACUGAUCGCCAUCUCCCAGAGAGACUACACCCAGCACUACCAGCACCUCCUGAAGCAGGAGGAGCACAUCCUUCACGCCGUGCAGGAGUUCUUCAGCCAGCACAUCCAGUACAAGUUCCUGGAUGAAGACUUUGUGUUUGAUGUCUACAGAGACAGCCAGGGGAGGGUGUGGCUGAUAGACGUGAACCCGUUCGGGGAGGUGACGGAAUCGCUGCUGUUCAGCUGGGAGGAGCUGACGUCUGGUGGGGAAGUCGCCCAGCAGCAGCAGGACGGCCCGGCGUUUCGCUGCACCACCAGCGAAGUGACGGUGCAGCCCAGUCCCUGUCUGAGCUACAGAAUCCCGCGAGACUUUGUCGACCUCUCCAGCGGAGAGGACGCCUACAAACUCAUCGACUUCCUCAAACUGAAGAAAAGCCAACAGGAAGAUUCUGAGGAGGAGGAGAACGCUCCACAGUGACACCGUGUACCUGGAACCCGAAGAGCCACGAUGUUCCCUGCAUGCAGUGACUCUUUCACCCUCUCACAGACGUGUUCCUCCAGCAGCUCCCCCCUUAGUCCAAUGGAAUUGUCGAAUUAACAGCUGGAGCUCUUUGAGGGUUCAUUUUCUGUCGGGUUGCUCUCUGCCUCCGACGGCGUCUACUGCUCGGUGAGACGGGGAAGAGAGGCCUCUGCAGUGUCUGUUAGUGGUUUAUUUUUAUAGAGGGAAAACAAUGUAUUCACACACACACACACACACUGUAUAGAAUGCCUGCUUUUAUACUUUCAAAUAAGUGUGUACAUUAGUUAAUGUAUCUUUACUGCAGCCCAGAUAGCAUCCCCGGAUUAAAUAAUAAAUAAGGUGUGUGUGUGUGUGUGUGUGCGUGCACAUUUCACCGUACGUGUACGUUUGUCAGGCUGCAACAGUCACCUUUUUAAUUUUAAUUCUAUUCUUACUCACACACCCCCCUCCCCCAGGCCAAUUUCCCUCCGAGCAGUUUCGACACGCUCAUUGCUCCGAGCGGCUUCGGGCGCACUUUUCGAGCCCUGUUUUCCCCUCCCAUCAUGCAUCACUGUAGACUGUUGCUCCUGUAAAAAAAACAAAAACAGAAAAAAACACCAUUAAACUUCUUGUUGAGUAUUG